Molecule: messenger RNA, 3728 nt
Organism: Mercenaria mercenaria
Lineage: Eukaryota; Metazoa; Mollusca; Bivalvia; Venerida; Veneridae
Product: TATA box-binding protein-like 1
Exons: 6
Coding region: 161-958 (265 amino acids)
Biological process (GO): DNA-templated transcription initiation
Molecular function (GO): general transcription initiation factor activity; DNA binding
Source: RefSeq, a predicted model, not a curated record
GGAAGGUGGCGUUAUACUCCAAAAUGGCCGCGGUUGAGGAUUUCGUGCGUCUCUCAUUUUGAAAUAUUGACUUGUAUGAAUUAUUUCAGGUGAACAUGUUACUUGCAUAUCAGCUGUCUUGAGUGAAUAUUAAAAGACUGAAGAAACUAAUUGAGUCAGUAUGGCUGAUGGUCAGGUCAUCUCUGGUGGAGUAGAUCAGUUAACCAGUACUAACGGUGGUAGUGUUGUACCUGAAGGCUAUGAUCCAACACCGCAACCAGAAGAGGAGGAUGUUCCAAUGUUAGACAUUAGUAUUAACAAUGUAGUAUGCAGUUUCAACACAAAAUGCCAUCUCAAUUUGAAGAGGAUAGCAAUGGAGGGAAGCAACGUGGAAUAUCACAGACAACACGGGAUGUUGAAUAUGAGAUUAAGAAAUCCUUACACUACUGCCAGCAUAUGGUCAUCUGGGAAGGUCACGUGCACUGGUGCUCUCAGUGAAGAGUUUUCAAAGAUAGCAGCUAGAAAGUUUGCAAGAAAGAUUCAGAAAAUGGGAUAUAAAGUAAAGUUUACUAACUUCCGUGUAGUGAAUGUCCUCGGCACCUGUUCACUGCCAUUUGCACUUGAUAUUACAAAGUUUUCCAGAGAACACAAAGAAGCCAGUUAUGAACCUGAGCUUCAUCCAGGUGUAACUUACAGGAUAAAAAGUCCCAAAGCUACAUUGAAAAUAUUCUCAACAGGCAGUAUUACUGUCACAGCCCCACGUGUUGCAAACGUACAGUCGGCAAUAGAAUUUAUAUAUCCAUUAGUAGCAGACUUUAAUGCUGGACCUAGAUCUGUUAAAACUUCUUCAAGUGUGAACAAUAUGAUGAACAAAAGACUGCACCAUGAACGUAAAGUUGUGGACGACGAGUCCGAUUUUGACGGAACCAGUAUGGAAGAUAGUGAUGAGGAAUUUGACAGUGACGUCAGUCAGGAUUAGUUCUCCACGUAAUUUGUGAUCAUCAGAUUUUGACUGUGUAUGGAACUGCAAGGAAGAAUUUGAGUUUGUCAUGAGUCAGGAAUAAUUGUGUACAUUUUUUUGUCUCGAGAUUUGAUGGAACAAGUAUGCAAGGUCGUGAGUAAGAAUAUUAGUGUGAGGCGUGUUAAGAGUACUUUUUAUUGCAUUACCAUAAUUUGUGUUCCAUUUGGAAGUUUUUUGAAAUAUCAGUGGGAAUAUAUGUGCUUAGAAUAGUUGAGGUAAUAUUAGUAUUUUGAUAAAUAAUGUUGUUUUUUUUUAUACACCAGGACCUGCAUUAAUCAACAUACUAAGUCAGAAAUUUAGACUUCUGACUAAAAUACUUCAUUCUGUAUGUUUGUAAUACUGGCACACAAGUUAAAAAAGGAACUUGUCAGAUAUAUAAUGCAUACUACAAUAGGGUUAUUAUAACUGUAGCUCGAUCUGGGAUGCUGUAUUAGGCUCGUGUGGAUUUUUGCCAGAUCGGAUCUCACAAGGCGUGCAAGUGCCGAGUGUGAUCCGACCUUGCAAAAUCCAUGAGACUGAGAGCUGAACACAAAAUCCCAGAUCUAGCCACCGUUAUAAUAACCCUUUUAUUAAAUACCUCCACCUUUUUCUUUGUUGUUUUAUUAUUGAAUGAGGGGCCUCCGUGGCCUAGUGGUUAGAGUCGUUGACUUCAAACCAUUUGCCCCUCAUCGAUGUAGGUUCGAAACCUCAUUUGGGGCGUAGAAUUCUUCACGUGAGGAAGCCAUCCAGCUGGCUUACGGAAGGUCGGUGGUUCUACCCAGGUGCCCGCUCGUGAUGAAAUUGUGCACGGAGGGGCACAUGGGGUCUUCCUCCACCAUUAAAGCUGGAAAGUCGCCAUAUGACCUAAAAUUGUGUCGGUGCGAUUUUAAACCCAACAAAAUAAAAUAAAAUAUUAUUGAAUGAAAUUUUCAAUGUUUAUCGAUCUUAAAAUGGAACUUAGUGAAAUUUUUAUGUGCGCUAUUUAUAGAACUGCAUCAGGUCAUGCAUAUUAAUGAAAGUAGCUUGGUAACAUACAAUGCAAAAGGUGCAAGCGGAAUUUUUUUCUGCCUGUUCAUAUUUACUUGUGAAAUACAAGCCAAAUUUUUUACAGAAUUUAUAUAGGUACAUAAUAAAACAAAAUAAUGUGCAAAGUUACAGCAGUAUAGAUCAAUCUGUUGAGAAAGAAGAAGUAAGGAAAUGUUGAAGAUUUAUCUUAAGACUGAAUAUCAGGCUUGGAACAUCUGUAAAAUACUUGACAAACUUGACAAAUUUGUCAGUGUAUAAUUGUCAUAGAAAGUAUUGUUUUGAUAUUUGUAAAAAAAAUGUUCUCCUAUAAAAACUACUUAAUUGCUGUAAAAUUUAAGGGUGCUUGAUGGCUUGAUACUUAAGUUAAAGUUAAUUUACAGGUGGAAUUCAGGACCAAAAAUUUUGUCUUUUAACACAGUAGAAUUUCAAUUCUGGCCCAUGUGUAAUAUGACUUGGUCAGAAUGUUUGUCUUAACAAAAUAUCCGAUGACUUGAAACUGAAUACCUUUGUCAACUGGAGAAGCUUUAUUUUCUACUAGAUCUAUAUAAAAUCUGACCAGAAUGUUUGUUUUUAUGAAAUGUAGGGCAAGUCUUGAACUGGAUCAUGUGGUGUAAAAAAGUAUUCAUAGAAAAACCUUGUUAAUACUCAAGAGACAAUAUUUUCUUAUGGCUUGAUAUGAUUUCAGUACUGAAUGUUGUCUUUAUAAAAUCUAGGUCAAGUUAAACACUGGGUAAUUUGGGGUCAAAAACAGUCACUAGGUCAAAUCAUAGAAAAAUAUUGGCAACACUCUAGUUUUCAAGUUGAUCUAUAUGAAAACUGCUUAAUAACACCAAGGUCAAGGUUGAAAAUGGGUUAACUGGGUCAUGAGAUAUAAUCAGAAAAAUCUUGUUAACACUGGAGGGGCCAUAAUUAUAUUCUGCUGGAUUUAUGAUAAUUAUAAAGGCAAAUAUUUCACCUGUUUCAUGUAGAAAUUAUGGCCUCUAGAAUGUUAAGAAUUUUUUCCUGUGUUUAACCUAGUGAGCAGGCUUUAAACCCCAGAUGACCCAGUUUAAAACUUGACCUAGAUUAGAUUAAGACGGACAUUAAGACUACGUUUCAUUACAAUUGGGUUAAAAUAGUGACCCUCUAGAGUGUUAACAGUGAAAAUGUAAAUGACUAUGAAGAUUAGUGAUGGACACUUUGCUACCACAAAUGACAUAAUAGCUCACUUUGUGCUCAGGUGAGCUAUAAAUUAAAAAAAAACAUCAUUACAUGUGCGCAACUUCUGAUGUUGAUUAAGGUUUCGAUGGAGGCAUUGAGAAACAAAAAUCAAACAACACCAAAUCAUAGAAAGAAAGAGUUGUUUGACAUGAAAAUUGAACAGCAUGUAAAACAUGUAUAUUACUUUACGAAACAAGUGUCAGUAUACUGAUAUAAACAUUGAAUUCCGGAAAAGGGCUGCCUAAAGGGGCUCCACUUCCGGACAGUUAAACGCCUUUAAAAACUCACCAUUUUCAAAGAACUGUUACACAUGUUCGUUUUGAUGCAUUUGCAAUAGCGUGCGAGUGGUGAAAUUUCGAAUAACAAGGUGGAACACAGUUUUCAGCAAUUGUUUAUCUUUAUUUCUUUACAAAUGGCAUUCAUUUUCAAAGGGAGACAACUGUUCCCGAUUAUUUUAAGUACAAAUGGCAUUCAUUUUCAAAGGGAAACAACUUUUUCCGAUUAUUUUAAGUAAUCUUUGAGA